Hydatigera taeniaeformis is the source of this 3285-nucleotide messenger RNA. Lineage: Eukaryota; Metazoa; Platyhelminthes; Cestoda; Cyclophyllidea; Taeniidae. The record is from the annotation of a GenBank genome assembly.
AUGGACACUCAGGCCAAACUGCCAGACAGUGCUUUCAGCGCCAGCAGCGUUCGGCAAAAUCUGCCUGAGUUUCGACCCUAUCACGCUAGACUGACCAACUUGUAUCCUGGGAAGGACCACGCUGGGGGUCGUGCCUGGUGCCCAAAUAGCACGGUGCAGACGGCGAUGAACGAGUGGAUCCAAGUGGAUUUUCCUCACCUCAACAUCAUCCGCACUAUUUUCACCACUGGUCGCGGUGAUGGAAAUGUGGCGGAAUAUAUGCCUGCUUUCAUUCUGCACUACCAACGGGAGGACGGUGGCCCAUGGUACGAGCAUACUACUCGCGAUUCAGGGAGGGUGAUCCAGGGCAAUAUAGACCCGCGCAACACCGCAAGACACACAUUUGAUCCGGCGGUGGUUGCCCGCCGCAUUCGGAUAUACCCUUACAGUGCCAAAUCACAACAUCCCAUUUGCCUGCAGUUCGCUCUUAAAGGGUGUCCCUUUCCUGAUGGAAUAACGGAAUAUUUAGCAACAGAAGGUAGUCAUGGUCAUCUAGGUUCUGAUCGUUAUCAAAGUAUCGAUUUUCGAGAUUCGACCAAUGACGCUGACAAGGCGCUGGGACCGCGAGGGGCUCCUGGGGGUCUAGGCAAACUCGUUGACAAUGCCGCUCACCUCGGUAAUAUUACCCAGGAUGUCUACGAUUCUCCUGCCAACAAUCAUUUUGUUGGAUGGGAGAGAAGCAAAAAUAGCCAUGUCUGGCUGGAUUUCAAGUUCGACAGGCUGCGCAAUUUCUCGCGCCUUCUAAUCUUUACCUUCGAAUCAAGUCGUCUCCAAGUGGGGCUCUCCAACUACACUACCAUCGAUUUUGCCGGUGACGCGGCUCUCUCUAGUAUCGAAAAGAAAAGUCUCACCGUUCUACUCAGCCUAGACAAGGUUGAUCUUGAGGAGCGCAGUGACGCCUCUUGGAGGGAUGCUGUCAACUCCAGGAGCUCAAGUCGUGUCACAGUCUUUCGAAACCCCCUCUGGGAUGGCGCCGUGGUCGUCAGUAUUCCUCUUCAGGGACACAUCGCCCAGGAGGUUUCUAUGAAGCUCUUCCAUUCCAAAGAUUGGUUGCUGAUUUCAGAGGUCCUGUUUAUUUCGGCAGAACCUCACGUCCCGGUGUUGUCGUCACAACGAGAAGAGGGUGGCAACUCAGAGAUUAGGUUUUCAGGCAAAUUAGAGGUGGAUAGAGACUUGCGUCCAUUUCCAUUCGAUGCUGCCAUCACGACCACUACCACAACUGCUUCUGCUGCAGCUGACGCCAUUGGUAUAGAAGAAAACGUCUACCAUGAAGAUGGUGCCGGUGGUAGAAACUUGGCCACUGGAUCAAUGUCAUCGGUGACAGUGACGCAUCGACAGGGUUUGGCCAAAGAUCAGUUGCGAGCAAACAGUCGUGGUACAACCUUCAUCAUUGUCAUAGUAGUCUCCCUUCUGUUCUGCCUCUUCUGCGUUGUUCUCUUCUGUUCCCUCUGUAUCCGCAUGCAGCACUCGAGGCAGCGCCACCAGUCUCUCAAGAAAAUCGCCUCUGCUCCCUCCUCGCAGAUGGCUUCAUCACCUCCGCCCCCACCGCCUCCUCCAAUGACUUCCCCGCAGGAUACGGCAACGGCGGCGGUACUUGCACCGCCGUACCAACCAAAUGCUGUUGGGGUUUCUAUGUGUAACAAUCUCACGUCUUCAGGACCUUGUUCCGCUGCGCCUACAGCUUACCUCUUCAGUCCUGCCCAUAACAAUGGCACGGGAACCAUGUACGCUGCCGGAGCUUCACCGCUACAGGUGCUCUCUUCGCCGGCCAUUUUCUCUCCACCAGACGGCUGUCCUACUGGUCUUCCAUCCCCAGGGCAUAACUUUGCUUCUCUGGCUGGGGGCGAUCUGGCCGCAAUGCAGCAACUGGCCCUGCAGCAGCAACAGUUUUACCCGCCCAUAGGGAUGAUCCACCCAGCAACAGGUGGCGACACAACCACUGACAGCGGCAGUCUCUAUACCACCCCACCUGCUCUCUGUCCAGUGUUAGGAGGCGGUGGCCACACGUCGCCCCGCAGACACGACGAGGACCGAUCAGCCCCACUUGCUAGUCCAUCUGCCUCGUCUGACGAUGAGGUCGCAGACAUCGAAAUGGAGGAUGAGGAGGGGGAUGGAGUAACGGGAGACGGGAGCGGAAAAAUGCGGGUUCGAGGAAUGCCACCUGUUGGACCCACGGAACGAAGCAGUGUGACCGCUUCUUCGGCUAGUGAGGGAGUGCAACGCACCUCCGUUUCGACCGCCUGUGGUGGAGGUGGCGGCAUGGAUGAUCCGAUCGCAGCAGCGACGGGAUUAGGAGAUGCAGAGGAAUGUGAGAAUUCGGCUCUUCUUAGACCAAAUGUCAACAAUGCUAACAGACGUCGGAAGAAACCAAAGCAUCGCCGACAACGUGGCACGUCAUCAUCGCAAAGGCAGGAAGGGGUGGGAGGUCUUCACGACUCGGUACAGAGUCGAACUGACAGUGGAGUAGGCAGUUCAAGGGCAGCGGGGGCGGCGGGCGACAGUUCAUUUCCUACUGGUCGCACUGCGAUGCAAUCUUUUGCGGCACAACCCUUCCCCAACCUUGCUGGCAGUGACAUUCUUGGCACUGAAUACGCCAGCACCUCGUUAUUUGGAUCUUCCACGACCUCCAACAAUGGUUUGUCGACAAUGAAGAGGGGUUCCUCUUCCUUAAUUGGUCCCAACGGUGGCGUGGCGCAAUAUCCAUCGCCCUUCCUUACAGCUACAGCUACUCAUUAUCCCGACCAAAGCGGAAGCCAAACCUCCGUCACGGCCGGCGGUGGUGGCGGUGGGGGAGGUGGAGGUGGUGGUAGUGGGCCCUCCUAUCAUCUUUACCAACCCAUUCUCGUGCCUGCACAACAGGCUCACCUCUUCCAAAAUGCAGUGGCAGCGGCGGCUGCAGCUGCAGCCGCGGGAUUCAAUGACUCUCAACAGUUGAGUGGACUUGUCCAAUCAUCACCUUUUCUCUCACAAGGACUUGUACACUCUGGCGUUCCUCCUACGACCGCUUAUCCUUCAGAGACGCCUCUAGUUUCCACAUCAACAUCCACCAGCGGUGGUUGCUGGUUGGCGCAGCAGACCGCGACAGCUUGUUUAAAGGCCUCCUCAGGCACGCCCCUGCCCCCUGUACCCACUCUUCCCCUGCCUCCAAACCCAUACCACAAUCACCAUAAGCACAACCAUCAUCACUCCUCCGCCAAUGACGGCACGAGCUCGGGUCGACUUUCUAUCUACUCGGUGUGCAUGUAG